Messenger RNA from Aplosporella prunicola CBS 121167, 769 nucleotides. RefSeq lists its product as uncharacterized. The transcript is spliced from 3 exons. Lineage: Eukaryota; Fungi; Ascomycota; Dothideomycetes; Botryosphaeriales; Aplosporellaceae. Gene Ontology annotation, cellular component: membrane. Bases 213 to 698 code for a protein of 161 amino acids. The record is from RefSeq and is a predicted model, not a curated record.
CGCUGCUAUUACCACUUCCUAAAGUGCUGGUCACUGAGAAGACAACCGAAUCAUCAACGCCGACGACGACAAACGAUAUCGAAAGACUUAAGACGAUAAAGCGUGCCUUUUUACGCCUCCGAUCCUAUUCCAAGCCUUCGUCCCACGUCCUUCUAUCUAUCUAAACCACCCCCCCCCGGCGCAUCUUCCUCAACCUAACCCACGACACCACAAUGGCCUUCAACUACACGCUCCCGCUACGGAUCGCGCAAUCCAUCUUCGCGAUUCUCGUGCUCGCACUCAGCUCCUACGUGACAUCCUGGUGGAGCAACGCGUGGACGCACUGGACGCCGGCCUCGAUCAACUUCCUCAUCUUCUGCGGCGCGUGGUCCAUACUCGCGCUCGCCUACCUCCUCGUCGCGCCCGCCGCCUUCCCCAAAGCCGCGCACAAGCACGCCGUCCUCGCCGUCGAGGCGCUGACGACGCUGUUCUGGUUCGCGGGCUUCAUUGCGCUGGCCGUGUGGCUGUCGGAGCGGGGGUGCUGGGGUGGGGGCGUGUGCGCGGCGGCGCAGGCCGCCGAGGUGUUUGCUGCUUUUGAGUGGGCCCUCUUCAUGGCCACCUGCGUCAUGGCUGCCCUGCACGCCUGGCGUACCCGCGGCACCAACAACACGCGCUCCGCGCCCGAGAUGCGCGUCCACGUGCACGCUGGCGCCGUCUAAGUCUAAACCGCCCGACUACUCCUGUAAAAAUCUGCCGUUUUUCUUUUUUGGUCUUGUUGGUGGUGGUGAUG